AUCCUGAAAAGGAGGGGUGGACGGGGGAGUUAUCUGGCAGCCAGCUGAUCUUUGCUGUGGUAUUCUGCGAGGGAAAGGAGGCGACUGCAAACUCUUCGUUACUCAGCUGCACCGAGAUAGAGGAAGCUGCGAGCAAACAUCAACAGUCGCGUGAGAGGAAGGAAGCAGCUAGGCUUUUGAGACGAAAACAUGAAGCUCGACUUCAAGACCACGUGAAGCGUUGCCUACCACUGAGAAAAACAUCUGCAAGACAGGAGGAGAGAAAAAGAAGCAAGGGGAGACUGACUCACUUGUUUGGAUUCGCCCACAAGGUGUUCCUGUAGACGCUUGGCGUGUCACCAGCAAGAGGUCAAAGAUGUCUUGGCUGUCACCAGUGCAGUGGGCCAAAUGGACCUGGUCGGCCGUUAGAGGAGGAGGGGAGGAAGAAGGUGAGACUGAUUUGGGGAUGGACGACGAAGCCCUCACGGAAGAGGCGCCAGAGGCUAUGCAAAGAGAUCAAGAGGACGACGAAAGGUCUCAUGGCUGCAGUUCGGACUCAGAGGGCCAAUUUGAGACACCUGAAGCUGAGACGCCUGUCCAUCAGCCAUAUAAAGAACCACCAGCACUGGAUCAACCAAUCACAGAGAGCACAGGUUUCCCAGAAGUAAAUCAGUUGACCUCCAUCACAACCAAAACCCAGAACCUGGCCCUGGAAGAGAGCUUUCCUGAGGAUGCACCUGCCCCAGUGGUGCAGCAGAGCAGUGUGGACCCAAGCCCAACCCUGAAACUCAGGAACCAGCCUUCCUCUGCUGACAUGGAUGUGGACCAACCCGAUCCUGCUGAAGCAGAAACAACAGAUGAGACCAACACCUGCAAUGGUCACAUUGAAGAGCCAUCCUCCAAACCACAGACCAAGUCCCUCAAGCCUAGACCUCCUUCCCUCAAGGUGAAGGCCCCACUGAAUGGUGUAGACCCCUACGAGGUGGAUGACGAUCCUCCGAUACUUCCAAAGAGGAGCUACAACUUUGACCCUGAUCAGUUUGAUGAUGCCAUAAAUCCAUUCGCUACCAGAGGGUCCAAGUUGCAGAACUCUCUGCCUGCCAAUGCCAGUAUUCCUAAAUCAGAGUUGACGGACGAAAUGCCUGCUCAGCCAGCAAUGUUGGAAUUUGGACUUGAUGAUGCCGAAGCAAAGAGACCUCCACCCAAGAAGUCUGGAAAGAAGACAAGCAGCAAACUGAGUACUCCAAAAAAACAAAGACCAAAAGCUGCAGAAACAGCAGCUCCACCACCAGAGACAUUAUCAGAACAAGACCAACCGCCAUCUGAGGACGUGGCUCCCAUGAACGUUGAUGAUAUUCCUAUUCCUAAAAAAUCCUACAACUUUGACCCAAGUCAGUGGGAUGAUCCCAACUUUAAUCCUUUUGGUGGGAACAGUAAACUUAGUAACUUGCCAACACUUCCUGAAAGGUCAUAUAAUUUUGACCCUGAUAACUUUGAUGACUCUAUUGAUCCUUUUAAGCCAUCAAAGACCUUAGGUGGAAGUGACACGAUUAAACCAACGAUGGAGAAGCUUACAGACAAACACAAACCAGAAGGAUCUGUGGAGCAGCAGAAGAAAGCAGGACAGUCUCCGAAGAAAAACAAAGAGAGGAUCAUCACGAACUCAUGUAAAGUAAAGAAGUAUGAGAAUCAGUCCUUAGUCCUGGAUGUCUGCAAUCAGGAGAAAGACGAGCAGGAAGAUCCAGCUUCUAAACUGCCCCACCGUGUCCAUCACGCCACAGAUGAGGAGAAGUUAGCCUCCACUGUCAUGGGCCAGAAGGACGGGCCGGAGGAUUUUUCAGACUGCACCAAAACAGCCACCUCUACCAAGACUGCAGACGAUCUGCCAGUGGGCAUAACAGACCAGUUUGAUGAGAAGGACCUUUCCUCUCCUAGUGAGAGUUUGUGUAAGAGUCAGACUCUGAGUUCUUCAGACAGUGAGACCAUAGUGAAGACGAGUCCAGGGCUGGAUUCCAUUCCUCUCAGUGAGAUAGAUAAAGCAGCAGUGCUCACACUGAUCAGAGAAGAGAUAAUUGCCAAAGAGAUAGAAGCCAAUGAGUGGAAGAGGAAAUAUGAAGAGAGUAGACUGGAAGUUAUUGAAAUGAGGAAAAUAGUGGAUGAAUAUGAGAAGACGGUAGCUCAAAUGAUUGAAGAUGAGCAGCGAAAGAACAUUGGAUCUCAGAAAAGCGUCCACCAGUUAACCUUGGAGAGAGAUCAGGCCCUCGCAGACCUCAACUCAGUGGAGCGCUCGCUUUCCGACCUGUUCAGACGCUACGAAAACAUGAAGACCGUUCUUGAGGGCUUUAAGAAGAAUGAGGAAGUGCUAAAAAAGUGUGCUCAGGACUAUCUCACACGCGUGAGGCAGGAGGAACAACGUUACCAGACCCUCAAAAUCCAUGCAGAGGAGAAACUUGACAAAGCAAAUGAGGAAAUAGCUCAAGUGCGAUCUAAGGCCAACGCAGAGAGCGUGGCACUGAACGCCAGCCUGAGAAAAGAGCAGAUGAAGGCAGAGUCAAUGGAGCGGGCGCUCGAACAGAAGAAUCAAGAGAUUGAAGAGCUUUCUAAGAUUUGUGAUGAGCUCAUUGCAAAAUUGGGCACCACGGACUAAGAGGAAGGAGAAUCUGCUUAUAUCGCCCUGUCUGAGCCAAACCCACCCUGGCCAAGAAUGCCACUAGAUCUCCCAUUGUUUAUUUUCAUUUUUGGAAAGGAGUCACUUUUCCAUGGGUCUGGCUCAGGCACUGGAAGAAACAAGAUAUGAGCUGAAGAAUCAAAUAAAAGAGUCCCAAAUGUUUUUACAGAUGCAUAAAAUGCUGAUGUUGGACUUACACCUAUAUUUGGUGGUAUAAUGUUUCUUGAAGAGGGUGGGAAACACCACCCACAUAUUUGAUUCUGAUCUCAUUUCUGCUGGCUGUUAUGGCAGCUGUGUACGAGCGUUUGGGAGAGCCUCUGGGUGUGUGUUCAGGUGUAAAGAAACAGACAUGGGAUGAGGGUCACUAGCCUUGUUCAUAGUUUACAUGAUUGCACUGCUGCUAUUUGUAACGGAGGGAGCAAAUCAUAUUAUUUACAACUUUUAGUUACAUUACUUGCUUUGGAAAGUACUGUAACCUGUUUAAUUAUUUGGCUAUAUAUUAUAGGUUCUGAUAUAAAUAUGUGACCCUGGACCACAAAACCAGUCUUAAGUCGCUGGGGUAUAUUUGUA
This is a messenger RNA of Sinocyclocheilus rhinocerous, 3217 nucleotides long. RefSeq names its product transforming, acidic coiled-coil containing protein 1 (gene tacc1). Lineage: Eukaryota; Metazoa; Chordata; Actinopteri; Cypriniformes; Cyprinidae. The coding region runs from base 356 to 2626 and encodes 756 amino acids. The record is from RefSeq and is a predicted model, not a curated record. The transcript has 13 exons. Gene Ontology annotation, biological process: nuclear migration; cerebral cortex development; mitotic spindle organization. Gene Ontology annotation, cellular component: cytoplasm.